Molecule: messenger RNA, 760 nt
Organism: Magallana angulata
Lineage: Eukaryota; Metazoa; Mollusca; Bivalvia; Ostreida; Ostreidae
Exons: 2
Coding region: 200-760 (186 amino acids)
Source: RefSeq, a predicted model, not a curated record
ACAAUAUUUCUCGGGGUUUCAGGUGUCGUUUCAACCUGACGAAGUGGUUGGUGAAUUUGGGUACAACAACACAUCAACAUGCUCAACAUCCAGCUUCCCAGUUCAACCUCUCAUAGAUUACUACCAGGGGUUACCUUAUGAAGCACAAACGCAUAUUUUGUCCUUCUGUCAUGUGCUGACUAGCACUCUACACCAAUAUAUGGUACCACCCUUGAUAAUGUUGCUGAAUCUUUUGAGGCCAAACACAGAGUUACAUGUCAAGCAGAAGCAAGAAGAAAUGUGUUUACAGAGAACUACACAGAACAGAGAAUUUGAACCAGGACAGUCGGUAAUGAUGCGUGAUUAUCGUGGGAAGGAUAAAUGGAUUCCGGGAAUGAUUGCUCAAAGAACUGGACCUGUUUCCUAUCGAGUGCAAGUGGACCCUUCAACACAGUGGAGGAGGCAUGCAGAUCAGAUUGUAACAUCACAGAUUCCAAUCAUGUUACCAGAUGUCGAGAUACCUGAGCCGAGUGUUUUAAGUUCAGUUUCAAUGGACAAUUGGGCAGAGCAGUUAAAGACGCCAAACAGCAGAUCUUUACCGUCGGUUUUAUCGGACAGUGCGAGGAGAUCAACUCCGUUGGUUAAACCUACUAUUGCGAAAAACAUGGAGUCUAGUCUGUCUACACCGCUGAAAUCAACAACACCCAUCCAGUCCGAGAGACGUUACCCGUUACGUACCCGUCAACCAAAAAUCCUGGAAGAUUAUGUAUACUCCAAGUAA